UGUAAACGGAAGUAAGCAAUAAACGUAAUUUCCGGUAGUUAGAAUCCGUCCUUCUCUGUGUACAAACCGCGGAUUUUUGAAAAUAACGUCUGCUGUCAUUGAGAAAAAUCAAAGGAAGCGUUACUUUCACCUUCUAUUACAACACCCAACUGUAAGGUCAUGGAGUCCAUCAAAGACACAAACAUGAUUGCCAGGUUCACCAGUGAGAUGGAAGAGAUCCACAAAGAGCGCCUGAAGAUUUACGCUGACAUAAUUAACACAACUACAGAGCUGUCGCAGUCCCACAGACAUUUUGUGAAGUCGGCCAUAGACACGUGUUUAAAGAAAUGUAAAGAUGAUGAGAAAAUGUUUGAGACAAUCCAGGAAUUCAGAAAAGAGCUGGAAAAUAAAAACAAGACUUUGAAGGAGAAACGCUGUGCCAUAUCUGAGGUGAUGUCUGAGGUUCAGGAGAAGGAGAUGGAGAAAGAGGACAUUAUCCAGAAAAUUCAGAAGCUUAAAGAAGAACAAACAAAGAGGAAAGAGUUAAUUGAGUCCCAAAACAAAGCAAACAAAGGCAGACUUAAGAAUCUGCAGAAAGCCAGGAUUGUGUUCCAGGAUCAUUUGGGGCUGGAGAUACGAACGGUCAUGGACAAAACACAGUUGGUUAAAGGCGAAAAGUUGCAGUUUGUUUUCCGAAACAUCAACCCUUCAGAUCAGGACAGCGCUUAUGUGAUCACAAUGGGGAUUAAAGAAAACGGAUCAUACCAGAUUGUGUCCAGUGACCCGGUGCUCGACUGUUUGCCUGUUUUGGAACUCCGGCUUCAGGAGACCAAUAAUCUACCAGCAUUCCUGGCAAAUGUCAGGAAGGAGUUUAUCUCCAAGGCACGGUCCUGAGACAGGACGCUGGGAAGUUUUCACUAUUUUAUGGACUGUGGGCAAAGAAUAUUACAUGAAUUGCAGGAAUUUGCCUUCUUUAAGGUCAUCAUUUUGAAUUCUUGUCUUUGCAUGUAUUUUGUUUUUGUCAGUGUUCGUUUUUUAAAUAAAGAACAUUUUCAGCCUUUUGCCAUUA
This is a messenger RNA of Nothobranchius furzeri (turquoise killifish), 1048 nucleotides long. It is a transcript of the gene spc25, whose product is annotated as SPC25 component of NDC80 kinetochore complex. The record is from RefSeq and is a predicted model, not a curated record. Gene Ontology annotation, cellular component: Ndc80 complex. Gene Ontology annotation, biological process: chromosome segregation. Lineage: Eukaryota; Metazoa; Chordata; Actinopteri; Cyprinodontiformes; Nothobranchiidae.